This is a messenger RNA of Centruroides sculpturatus (bark scorpion), 5615 nucleotides long. RefSeq lists its product as uncharacterized. Lineage: Eukaryota; Metazoa; Arthropoda; Arachnida; Scorpiones; Buthidae. The coding region runs from base 3536 to 4813 and encodes 425 amino acids. The record is from RefSeq and is a predicted model, not a curated record. The transcript is spliced from 9 exons.
AUAAAGAGUGUGUGUUAAUAUCACCGCCUGUAUUUUUUAACUGUAGGGAUUUUUCGUUUAGAAUUAGGGAAAUUCGAGAAAGUAAAAGUUGUAAUAAUAGCUGGAAAUCUAUUUAUUUACGAUUUUUUAGGUGGAAAUAAACAUGGUAAGAGCCUCGAAGUGCAAUUUUGUGAGCGCGUGUGUUAAUUUCCAUGUACUUUUAAAGCGUUAAAACACUACGAAGAUGUUUCUGUAAUCUGGUGGAGGAUGAAAAAGUGCAGAAAUUCUAAAAGAAAAACAAAAAACAAACAGCUUUUUAGAAGCGGAAUGCGGGGCAUUAUUGUGUAAAAGUAGCGGUUCGGACUUCAUUCAGAAAGUCAGCCGGUCUCGUUUCUACUACCAGUUCCCAAGCAUUUGUGGAAUGCCAGCUAUGUUAAUAUUUGACAUGGCCAGCCAAUCAGAGACAGGGUCGACAAGGCAUCGAACAAACUGGAGGGUGGACCUGUGCUGCGUUCACUCUUGCUCUUUCCAUUAUGACUCCAAAGCUGUUUGUCGGAGCAUCGAACUCUACUAUUGUUUUUCGAUCCCAUUCCUCUACCAGGUGAGUUUAUAAUUCCAAAUUUACGAAAUAUCCUUGCCCUGUUAUCUUAUCGAUCUUGUUUUUAAAUCCGCUCCGAACUAAGUCUCCCCCUUUAGAAAAAAAAUAAAUAAAUAAAAUAAAAAUAACACUCGGCAUUAGUGCGGUGGGAAGGGGGUGAGUUUUUGCGUAACUUUUUCCAGUUGUGUUAAUGUAAUUACCUCAUCGUUUAGUGCACUUAAUUAGCGUAUAGAAUGGGAAACGUUUGUUAUUUAUUUAUUUAAUUUCUUUUUUACCCCUUUCAGUCGAAACAAUUUCUUUAAUGUAUAUUAUUGCUUUUUCUGAACUUCCGGGUAAUGUUAUCAACCUGGUUUAUGAAUUAUUGGAUGCGAUAUUUGUGUUGUUUAUUAACAUUAAUUAAAUUUUUAAACUAGUUAAUUAACUAAUUAACUAUAUUCCAAUUACUGUCUUCGGUUAAUUAACCUUCCUCCUGAAGGUCCCUCGUGUUGCAAAUGCCAUUAAAAGUCGAAAUUUUCGCCGAUUUUAAUUUCGUGCCCCGACAAGAUCGUUAAUACUAGAAAAUAGUUGAGAUUUUUUGAGUCGUAGUUCAGUUUACUGUUGCCAAAAUUGAUUUCUUUUUAUUGGUUCGAGGCGUGUUUAAUGGCUUAAAAUGUGUUUUAACGCUUUAAAAACCUUUAAAUUUGCGAAUAAGUCGUAAAUUUAAAGGGGCGGAGAUGGGAUAAAAUGCUUAAAUUUAAUUAUUUUAUCGUCACUUUUUUUCUUAAUUAUUUCUUAAUGUUGUUUAAGGUUUCUGUUUAGGAUAUACGCCCUCUUAAUUAUAGCAAUCUGGUGAUGGCACCGAAAAGAGGUGGUUCGGGAUUAUCAAGUUUCAAUUGUGUUAAGUUCUUAAAUUGCUCUGUAUUUUUUAUUUAUUUAUUUUUUAAAUCUGUUUCCUCUCUCCCUCCAAUUUCUAACUCGCAGGUUUUAAUUUUAAGAUAUAGAACAACUACAAUUUUUGGAGAUGUCCCCAAAAAUUUAUUUUUAGGGGGGUGAUCUUCACGUAAAAAUUAAAUUACAAGCUUAAAAAAUUGCUUUUUAAAAGACAAAAAAUAUUUUUUAAACGAAUGAAAUUAGAAUUCUUUGUUAUAAAAUUUUUUUUGACAGAACGGCAACAUUGUUACGUCAUAAUUGAAACUUUUUUAAAAAUGAUUUGUGACGUAAUAAUGGAAGAAGAAAAAUAUUUUUUCUGUGUUAUUUGUCGCGUCAUAAUGGACUUUGUGUGAUGCCAUAUUUAAUAUAAAUCGGGUUAAAAAUUUAAAUUUGAGUUUAAAAUUUUUCUAUAAAUUUAAAUUAAUUGUAGAUUUAAAUCUGUGCCGUUAUCAGUAAAUUAAAGUAAAUAUUUUUAAUUGUAAAUUCUAAAUAUAAAUUCGCUUAUUGUGUAUACUUAUAUACACAAGCUUAUUAUACGUAAAAAAUUGUUUUAUAUUUAAUUGUUAAAUUGUAAGAAAUUAUUUUUGUUAUUAUUAUUAUUAUUAUUUUGCAUUUAAAAUAUUUUGCAUUUUUUAAAUGUUAAUUUAAUAAAAUAUAAAUAAAAAAAAUUGUGAUGUCACAAGCCAUGCUUGAAGUUAACAAUAAACAGAUUCAGAAGAGUAUUUUUUGAAUUUUUAUUUUAAAAAUUAAUUAUUUAACGAAUUCUUAAAGUUUAUAUGCAUUUAUUUUAAUUAUUUUAAUUAAUGUUAAAGGUUCAAUAGGGCUUUAUUGUUGUUAGAUGCAUAGAAGCCUUGUAAUUUCCUUAAACUAAACUAUUAACAGAAUUUUAUCUUAAUUUUAACUCAAGUUAUUAAUCGAUUAAUAAUCGCGUUAAAAUAAUUUUUAAACUCGAUCUUUAACAUUGUUUUCUGUCUAAUUUAAAAGAAAAAUAUGGAAUAGAAUCUAAAAAAACACGUCAAAAAUUCAUUCGAAAUGCUAAAAAAAAUGUAAAUAAAUUUUAAUUACCGACGUCACAGGCUAGUAACAAUACUUAAUCCGUUUCAAACAAUUAAGAAAUGGAUUAAUUUUGAUCUCCAGUGACGUAACAAUCAAACACUGGCGAUGUUUAAACAAUUAAAACGUCACAACGAACGUGUCGAUAAAUCGAUUAAUUUCAUUCCGAAAUCGAUUAUUUUUUAAAAAUUUAAGCGAAAAGUGGCGUGAACUUAACAAAACGAAGCCAAUUUUAACUAGUACUAUAUAUAUUUUAAAAAAAAAUAAAUAUAUAUAAUUUAUAUUAAAAAAUAGUUUGAUAAUAGAAUGGUCAACUUAUUAGCUUAUAUAAUUAGAAUUUAAUAAUAAAAAUAAUAAUUAUUAAGCGAUCGAUUAUUUAACAAAAAAAUCGAUUGUUGCCUCGUCCGCACUUCGCCACUUUUGGUAUCUCCUCCCCUCCAGGAAACUCGAUUUAGCAACUGCGCAGUUCUAGUUUCUGUUGACGUUCAACGUGGAUCGCUUAUCCACGAAUCGUUCUACCCCCGAAAGUGUUCCAUCUUGGAAAUUUUGGUAUUAGUAACGAAAUACAAGCAUAAACCCCAAGCGACACGGAUGAGCUAGUGUAAUAACACGCCCAGACUCUACUUGGAAAUCUCGAUAACGUAUCUCCCUAUCCUUCCAGGCCACGUUGCAUCCCCUAAAAGUUGCCGAAAAUGCCCUAAAAAAGGGUCUAACCCAUAGUACAAACCUGUGACAACCGAGGGAAAGAAGAACCGUGGGUUAGAAGAAGACCACCCCGUCGAUAAGGGUAACCGCACCCCUAAAAAAAAAUUCUGACGGUAAACCCUACGUCGGUGAGAUAUAACAGAUGUCUGUCCGCAGACAUACCAGAGUUUGUGUAGUUACUGCAUUUUAUCACAUAUAUGUCAAACUGUUAGCCAGUAUCCCUUUUCAAGUUUUUUUUGCUCUCUUACAGGUGACCAAGGAUGACCCCACGGGUGUGGUUUGCGGGAUUUGAUGUAUUGCUGCAACUGCACUCUUUCUACUUUACUUAAAACCGAACAUCAUAAAAGAGAAAUGGAUGAACGUGCAAAACAGGUUCACUCUUCAUCACGUCAGAUCUUUUACUGGAAUAGUAAAGAAAAUAAUUCAGGUAAAUCAGAAACACUAGUGUUCCACUUGUUGAAGCCAUUAAGUAGGUUGUUGGCAGCUCUCGACAAAAGAAACGUUUAUGAAUUACAACAUUUCUGCGGGGGGGAAGGAGAGAAAGAUACUCCUCUUUGUUUCCUCUUGUUAGUCGAUUGCAAACGAGCUGUCAGGGCAUCCCCCAAAAAACAGGAUUACAGAAUCGUUGAAUGUUUUAACGUCUCUUCCGAUAUUAUUAACCACUCCUUGAUAUUACCUGUCAAAAUCUUGCAAAAUGUCUACUCUGAAAUGGAUUUAGAAUUUUUGAAUGGAGAAGAAUUUUACUCGUUAAAAAGUUCUUUCACGAAAGAAAGCACUCAGGAGGCUCACGUGAGAAGAAAACGUUCAACUAAUCAAGUUCCUGUUCAGUUAACGUUUGAUGCUGAUUAUAGCGCUAAAGCUUCCGGAAGAGAAGCAGAAUUUAAAGAUCACAUCAAAAAAGAAUUAGCAAAAGCUGUUCGAAUUCCACUUUCUAGUAUUAAAAAUUUAAAUUUGCGAAAAGAUAAGAUGUCUGUCGAUUUUAAUAUUGUAAUUACUAACGACGAGAACAAUGUUAUGGAUGAUAAGACUUUAGAAGAUGCUGCUAUCGAUCUGAAAGGCAGAAUCCACCGAGGGAGAUUAAAAAUCACAGAUUUAGAAUCGAAUGUCAUGAGUGUAAUUGCUGAUGAAUCUGUGGUUGAAGUAUCAACUACUUUAGGUACCGAUUUAACUCCGAUAGUUCUGGGCAUCGUGGUGGGAAUAUUUAUUUUAAUAUUUAUCCUUGUUAUUUUAUCUGCCAUGAUCGUCCAGCAUAUAAACAAGAGUUGUAACAGAUCAGUAUCGCCUUAUGUUAAGAGAUCAUCCUACCAGAUCUUCGAAAAUGACGACUCGCUGACCGGAAGAGACAGCAUGAACUCACUAGGGAAGUAUUCUUACGUCAGUGGGGUGUGGAUAGGACCGGGACGUGAACCUAAACGUUCUGUGCCUGAGGCACCGCUCUAUCGUCCACCGACCGUUCUCCAAAUAAGAGAAACUCCCAGACCUUGCACCGCUGUGAGGGUCCGAUUGAAAGACGACUGGAACAUCGAUCCCGAGAAGACAUUCGGAACGAAACUGGAAGAAGAGUCAUGAUUUGCAGAUAGACAGAAAGGAUAAACUUUUAAAAUGAUCAUCUGGCUCAUGGUUAUGGGAAAAGGUUAAAGUCUGACUACUUCAAUAAACAUAGUCCACCAGAUGUGUUUAUCUAAGUCUCUACCUUCUCGACUCGACUCGACUCAGACACAAUUUAAGCCCAUAACGAUUUUCUACUAUAUUCUCUGUAAAAUGGUGUUUAGUUAAGGCUCUCGUUUGACGAGUUUUAUGAUCUUUUAUAUGAUGGGUACGAUUUCUUUUACGCUUUUCCUCUGCGUAAACAUAUGUGCUGCUGUAAGUCGCUUCGAUGUCUUCUAUGUUACUUUCCACAUAUUUUCCAUUAUGUAAAAAUGUUUUUUAUAUACAGUUAUGCAUUUAAUAUCUACAGAUAUGUAACUUAUAAGAAAUACAAGUACGGGCUUUAAACACCUUGUCAUACUUGCAGGAAAGUUUCACUCUUGUUAAAUUAUGUAAAAAUGUUAAUCAUUAAAUAAAUAUUUAUGUUUAAAUAUUUUUUACAAUUAUUUAAAAAUAUAUCCGAUAUUAAUUUAAUGAUUUUUAAUCAUAUUUUCGAACAAAUCGUUCAAAUGAUUAAAAAAAACAGAGAUCAAUAUUCGAUAAGAAGGUAAAUGCUGCCAUCUGUUAAUAACAUUUUGAAACAAAUUUAUUAAAUGAAUUAAAAUUAAAAUUGACUUAUAACGUAAUAUUUGUAAUUAUAAUAUAAAUACCGUUAUAAUAUAAAUUUAACUAAUUUGAUAAAUAUAAAUAUAAAUUUUUCCUGAAGAAUGUUGCUCGUUGUUGC